UGGCGCUCUGAGGAACAGAACCAGAGCGAGGUGCGCUCGGCACCACCUACCGCUUCCCAUGCUCACCUGUGCACCGCGUCUCUUUAUCGAACCUGUCUGAGGUGUGGGCUGCUGGAGGCGGGGAAAAUGAAGUACCAGAAAUACAUUACGGUCAUGCAGAUGGCAAUGGGAGUCACAGCGUCCAACAAAGACGACUGCAUCCCUCCCAAAAGACAGCUGUGGGUGCCCCCUAGCUCCGACGCUGCCACCUCCUCCGGGGCGGUGCCCCCUGUGCCGGCGGUGAGCCAGGGUAAGCCAUCGCUGCGCAGGAUCAAGGGUCGAAUGCACCGCAGCAAGAGCCUGGACAGCAUGGACCUGGCGGACGGCCCUAGUGCAGCCAUGGAGGAAACAGUUAUAUGGGAGCAGCACACAGUGACUCUGCACAGGGCCCCGGGAUUCGGGUUUGGUAUAGCCAUUUCAGGUGGACGGGACAACCCUCAUUUUCAGAGUGGUGAGACCUCCAUCGUCAUCUCAGAUGUUCUCAAAGGAGGGCCGGCAGAGGGGCUACUACACGAGAAUGACAGAGUGGUGAUGGUGAACGCCGUCUCCAUGGACAACGUGGAGCACGCCUAUGCCGUUCAGCAACUGAGGAAGAGUGGCAAAAAUGCAAAAAUUACGGUCCGGCGUAAACGGAAGGUCCAGAUUCCGGUGGCUCGGCUCGGCGACAGGGAGACGAUGUCCGAGCGCGAAGAAGACACGGAAGAUGAAGAAUACGCAGGACCCGGCGCUGGCGCAGGCUCGAGCAAACGCACCGAUCGAAGCGGCAGCUUGGGACGGAGGGAGCACAGCGCCUCGCCUCGCUCCGACAGACGCUCCGUCUCUUCCGGCGGCCCUCUGCGACCGUCUAAAGUAACGCUAGUCAAGUCACGCAAGGCUGAAGAGUACGGCCUGCGUCUAGCGAGUCACAUAUUCGUGAAGGACAUCACACCUGAAAGCCUGGCAGCUCGUGACGGAAACAUACAGGAGGGCGACGUCGUGCUGAAGAUUAACGGCACAGUGACAGAAAAUCUAUCACUGACUGACGCAAAGAAACUGAUAGAGCGCUCGAAAGGCAAGCUGAAGAUGGUGGUGCAGCGAGACGAGAGAGCGACGCUGCUAAACAUUCCCGACGUCGAUGACAGCAUUCCUUCUGGCAACUCUGACAGAGACGAUAUUUCAGAGAUCCAUUCCCUGACGUCAGAUCAUUCCCAUGAGCAGUUGCGUAGCAGUCGUUUAUCACCGGACAAGCGCUCCGAUCCAUCGGACAUCUCUCGCCAGUCUCCCCAGCAGAUCAGCAAUGGAAGCCACAGGAGUCGUGACGAGGAGAGGAUCUCAAAGCCCCCGAUCGUGUCCUCACCUGUGAAGAUGGUGGAGGACGCACUGCUCGUGCCAUCCGUCGAUCAGACAGGAGAAAAGCAGAUCCCCCCACUGCCAGAGCCGAAGCCUGUGUACGCUCAGCCUGGCCAACCAGAUGUAGAUCUGCCCGUCAGUCCGUCUGAUGCCCCCGUGCCCAGCCCUGCCCAUGAUGACAGCAUCCUGCGGCCCAGCAUGAAGCUUGUAAAGUUCCGGAAAGGAGAGAGCGUGGGGUUGAGGCUUGCUGGAGGAAAUGACGUGGGGAUCUUUGUUGCUGGAGUUCUGGAGGACAGCCCCGCUGCCAAAGAGGGUCUGGAGGAGGGAGAUCAGAUACUCAGGGUAAACAAUGUCGACUUUGCAAACAUCAUUCGAGAGGAAGCAGUGCUGUUCCUGCUGGACCUACCCAGAGGGGAAGAGGUCACCAUCCUAGCACAGCAGAAAAAAGAUGUGUAUCGACGCAUCGUGGAGUCCGACGUGGGCGACUCCUUCUACAUUCGGACCCAUUUCGAGUACGAGAAGGAGUCUCCGUACGGCCUGAGCUUCAACAAGGGCGAGGUGUUCCGGGUGGUGGACACGCUGUACAACGGCAAGCUGGGAUCCUGGCUCGCCAUCCGCAUCGGCAAGAACCACCAGGAAGUGGAGAGAGGCAUAAUCCCUAACAAGAACAGGGCCGAGCAGCUGUCCAGCGUACAGUACACCCUGCCGAAAACCGCGGGUGGCGACCGCGCCGAUUUCUGGAGAUUCCGCGGCCUGCGCAGCUCCAAGCGGAACCUGAGGAAGAGCCGAGAGGACCUGUCCGCUCAGCCUGUGCAGACCAAGUUCCCUGCUUACGAAAGGGUCGUCCUGAGAGAAGCUGGAUUCCUGAGGCCGAUAGUGGUCUUCGGGCCAAUCGCUGACGUAGCUCGAGAGAAACUGGCCAGAGAGGUACCUGAUAUGUUCGAACUAGCGAAAACACAGCGCCCUGGAGAGGGGGAAAAGAGUGAACCCAGAGACGCAGGAACGGAUCAGCGCAGCUCCGGAAUCAUCCGCCUGCACACCAUCAAACAGAUCAUCGAUAAGGAUAAGCAUGCAGUGUUGGAUAUCACGCCCAAUGCGGUGGACAGACUGAACUACGCACAGUGGUACCCCAUUGUCGUUUUCCUGAACCCGGACAGUAAGCAGGGGGUGAAGAACAUGAGGACGAGACUGUGCCCAGAGUCAAGAAAGAGUGCCAGGAAACUGUACGAGCGUGCCCUCAAACUGAGGAAGAACAACCUUCACCUCUUCACCUCCACAAUAAACAUGAACAAUUUGAACGAAGGUUGGUAUGGAGCAUUGAAGGAGACCAUCCAGCAGCAGCAGAAUCAGCUGGUUUGGGUUUCAGAGGGCAAGGCGGAGGGCACAUCCGAAGACGACCUGGACCUGCACGACGACCGUCUGUCCUACCUGUCGGCUCCGGGCAGCGAGUACAGCAUGUACAGCACGGACAGCCGGCACACGUCCGACUACGAGGACACGGACACCGAGGGCGGAGCCUACACCGACCACGAGCUGGACGAGACGCUCAACGACGAGCCACUGAACGACGACGUCGGGCCCCUCUGCGCCCCGGCCAUCAGCCGCUCUUCCGAGCCGGUCAUCGAUCAACCGCCCGGCUACGACACGCUCACCCGCAUCGAACCCGCCUCCUUCAAGAACCCCACCAUACCACACCAGAAAGCUGAGGUCGCUCCCCCAGAGCCGGCACCCCCCGCUACCCACCUUAACGUAGCGCUUCUGAGUCCGAUGGAGGGCGGCGUCGGACCGGGGGAGAUCACGCCCCCGGCUUCCGAGCCAAGCCAAUCAGAGCCCAAGCAGCUCUAUCAGAAAGAGAUCUACAGUAUGGACGAACCAGCACGUCUGAGCCCCGGGCCAAAGCAGCCCGCCUACAAUUCUCAGCAGCCGGCCUUCAACCCUCAGCAGCCCUUUUACCAAGACGACCAGCCAUACAGAGAUUACGAUGAUCACCAGCUCUACCGAUACGAAGGUGCUUACGGAGACCCCAAAACUCGCCAUUUCGACUCCAGCUUGCGGGAGCAGUGGCCCGCGCCAAACGGCCGGCAAAUGCCGCCUCAGCCCGUCGACUACAGCCCGGCGCGGCCUCGCUACGGAAAGCCCGGCCUCCCGCCCGUACGCCACGAUGAACCCCCGACCGUGCUCUCACGUUACGACCAGGAAGCUCCACCCCUCUCUUCGCCAGCGUCCCGCUCUCCGGAACCGCCGAAACAGUAUUACGAGGCUGCUCCUGUGUCAAAGCCCACCCAGAACAGAGGCAACAUGAACUCAGACGUUACACCCCCUCCUAAAUUUGACACCCUCCCACCAGAAACAGAGACUGUCAACAAGCCUCUUCCGCCUCCAUCGCAAGAGACGGAGGAGGACCCGGCCAUGAAGCCUCAGUCGGUCCUGACCCGAGUCAAGAUGUUCGAGAACAAGCGCUCUGUGUCGGUGGAUCGGAUGAGAGAGAACGCCGACUCCGCCCUGAGGUCAGCAGAUAUGGUUCCUAAACCUGGUGCAGCUUCCGUGCCUAAAGCUAACUCUCUAAACAGCCUUGACCAAGAAAAGACCUACAGAGCCCCCGAGCCCCAGCAGCCACAGUCGAGAGACAUCGUCCGGUCGAACCACUACGACCCUGACGAGGACGAGGACUUCUACAGGAAACAGCUGUCGUAUUUCGACCGACGCGGCCUCGACAGCAAACCCACUACACAACCACCAGCUACACCACCACAGCCUGUCAUCAAACCAGCACAACCACAGGCCCAGUCAGGACCCAGCUACCCCAGGACUGAGUCGGUGGAGAAGGUCAGCCCUAUUCCUCAAUUAACCCCAGCUGUUCCGCCCCCUACUCUUCCAAAACCUGCUGCUGCCACUCCUCCUCCAGAACCUCUCGGCUCUCCCAAAGUGAAGCCCCCGGGUCGCGACGACACCGUGCAAAGCAGCUACCUCCCACAGAAGAGCUUUCCCGAGAAAUCUCCCGUCAACGGCACCGGCGCUCCUCCACCCUCCAGCUACAACCGAUACAACCUGCCCAAGCCCUACACCGCCUCGGCCCGGCCCUUCGAACGCAAGUUCGACAGCCCAAAGUUUAACCACAACCUCCUGCCCAACGACGCGCAGCUCAAAGGCUCAACCAACAGCCCGAUUAAAACGCAACCGCAGCCUCCGAAUCUCGACAACGGCACGGACGCUCUCGGACGGCCCGCCAAAUUCCUGAACAACAACAUCAACGCCGUACCCAAGGCCAUCCCUGUCAGCCCGAGUGCUCUGGAGGAUGAUGAGGAAGAUAUGCACACGGUGGUGGCUACAGCGCGGGGCAUUUUUAAUUCGAACGGCGGCGUGCUGAGCUCCAUAGAGACGGGAGUGAGCAUCAUCAUCCCGCAAGGAGCCAUUCCAGACGGCGUCGAGCAGGAGAUCUAUUUCAAAGUGUGUCGGGACAACAGCAUCCUGCCACCACUGGACAAGGAGAAAGGUGAAACCCUGCUGAGUCCGUUGGUGAUGUGCGGCCCACAUGGUCUGAAGUUCCUGAAGCCGGUGGAGCUGCGUCUGCCUCACUGUGCGUCUAUGACUCCUGAUGGUUGGUCUUUUGCUCUAAAAUCCUCCGACUCCUCGUCGGGCGACCCCAAGAACUGGCAGAAUAAAUCCCUCCCCGGCGAUCCAAACUACAUGGUCGGAGCCAACUGCGUUUCUGUGCUGAUCGACCACUUCUGAGGAGCCUGUUAUGGAAUAAGAAACCCAGAUGGACUCAAAUAAAUGCUCGCCCUCUCUCACACAUACACACACACACACACACUCACCCACACACACCAAGAGUCCCACUGCCAUUUAGGGAGGGUGAUGCUGGACAGUGAUAAAUGAAGGAUGAUUGCGCUUUUAUACUGUAAAGGUGGAGACACGGAGGGAGGAUGACUUUCUGAAGUGCUGUUUUUAUUCUAGAGCUCCUUUUUUCUUUCUUUAUUUUGUCACUAAACCAGCCAACAGCAAGUCAAAGAUGCAUUUAGUUGCUUUUCGAUGGACUGCAUGUUCUGCGCCGCUGAGGAUUUAGAAAAUACUAACGUCCCCCGGAAAUCAAGGACUUUUACUACUGAUAUGAACUAUUGAGAUAUUUUUACUACAUACACCAGUAUGCACACAGCAGUAUUUAGAACCAAUCCGAUGGAAUUAUAAUCUAGCGGAAAUAACAAGAAUUGUCGUUUGUGUUUGUGUACGUUUGAAUGAAGUGACUGCCCACACAGUAGGUGCGGAGGGACGAGAGGAAGUGUAGAUGUAGUGCCUAGCAAAAGUGAAGGAACGUGAUGGAGGUGUCACAAAUAAGAAGUGAAACGGCAGGUAAACAAAGCACAGAUUUCCGGAACCGACUGACACGCUGAACAAUAGCCGUUCAUGUACCGGUGGACUUGUGGAGUGUAGCCCAAACGUCCUGCACUCUGAAGAUCUAUGCACAUCAGUCUCAGGUGCUCACACUUCUUGCUCACACACACACACACACACAAUAUCUUUUUCUCUUCCUUCAGCCUUUUUUCUCACCCACUUCUCAUUUCUCACUCGGUCAAGCUCUCACACACUCCUCCUAAUGCACCGAUGCCUUAUUCACUUCUCAAUAUGACAGCGUCUUUACGUUUAUAUUUGUGUUUACCGAUCCUGAGUUGUAAUGAAGUUAGAUCAUGGAGGAAUAAAAGUGAGUUUUGCCAGACCGGCUGCAUGAAGUAAAGCUGAGCUGAGAACAUGCUGAGUGCUCAGGCUUUCUGCUAUGCACACAAUUCCUGACAUCUAAUUGGCUGUACAUAAAUCAAGCAUAUGGCCUUUGUUUCUGCUUCGGAAAUGACUUUUUAUGUCGAAAUUGUUUUGUAUAAAACAUGGUGGAAAAAAGGUUAAAAAUCAAUACAAUAAAGUUUUUUCUGUUGUUUUUUUAUUCAGGUUAUACACUCUGAAACUUGUUACUUGGCAUUAAUAUGAAUAAUUCCACUUUUUUCUAUUAUUUUAUUCGAACUGUAAUAACGUAUAAACAUUUUCAACGGUCACCACAACUUUUUUAUUACGCUUUAUUCAAAACCAAGAGACAAGUGCUUGAUUUAAACGCUCUGCGAUGCUUCUCUCUUACUUAUCAUUUGUAAUACUGGAUGCUGUUCUAUGUGCCCUGAAAUGUAUUUUUUUACUAAUAGAUGAUUUAUUACGGCACAUCGUUUUCUUUUUAGAUAACACAGCUUCAGAUAAAUAUUAGAUCUUCCCGUGUGGACUUCCCCCCUCCUUUUCAACAAACUUUUCAACACAACAACAAGUAUACCACUAUAUUAAUAAAUAAAAUCAUUUUUAAAAUAAA
Molecule: messenger RNA, 6709 nt
Organism: Trichomycterus rosablanca
Lineage: Eukaryota; Metazoa; Chordata; Actinopteri; Siluriformes; Trichomycteridae
Gene: tjp1a
Product: tight junction protein 1a
Exons: 30
Coding region: 127-5100 (1657 amino acids)
Biological process (GO): cell-cell adhesion; protein localization to cell-cell junction; cell-cell junction organization
Cellular component (GO): plasma membrane; bicellular tight junction
Molecular function (GO): cell adhesion molecule binding
Source: RefSeq, a predicted model, not a curated record